Molecule: messenger RNA, 981 nt
Organism: Zophobas morio
Lineage: Eukaryota; Metazoa; Arthropoda; Insecta; Coleoptera; Tenebrionidae
Product: zinc finger protein 711-like
Exons: 1
Coding region: 1-981 (326 amino acids)
Biological process (GO): regulation of transcription by RNA polymerase II
Molecular function (GO): RNA polymerase II transcription regulatory region sequence-specific DNA binding; DNA-binding transcription factor activity, RNA polymerase II-specific
Source: RefSeq, a predicted model, not a curated record
AUGUCAAUUUUGGAGUACUCUGAAGCUCUCACAGCUUGGGAAGAAUCCUCAUGGAAAAACGUCCACAACUGUAAACUGUGCCCCUAUUUUACAACGUCAUUUUUCUUUAUGGUAAAUCACGUCAAACGACACCGUUUCCCUGUGAAAAUUUUCACGUGCUUAAACUCCAAAAUUGAGACUUAUUUCUGUAAAGACUGUGAUUUUAAAACGGGACUAACGAUUCUGUUUAAACAACACAUUAAUACACAUCACGGCCUUAAGAAAGAAUCUGGGGAUGACUUGUUCAAUGACUAUUACGUACAACACUACGUUUGCGAAAAAUGCGACUUCAAAACAAAUUUUUCAUUGAAGUGGCUUCAACAUGAUUUAGUAUGUCAGUAUAAAGCUAGGUAUAAAGGAGUCAAGUGGUACAAGUGUGCGUAUUGUCCGCAUAAAAGCAAAAGAAAAGCUAAUUUAAAACUGCACAUAACCGUCCAACAUUUAUAUGUCAAAUUGCUCCAAUGCAAAUAUUGCCAAUUUCGGACUAAAGCGGAAAGUUAUCUAAGAAGGCACGUGAAGAAUCGUCACCCAGUUGAAAAUGAAAUUAGUCAUAAACAAGGCGUUGAGUGGUAUAGAUGUGAAAAGUGCCCAUUUAAAUCCAGAUUAAGAAAUAGUUACAGAAAACACCUAAAAUUUAUGCACUUGAAUGAAGAAGACGUGCAAUGGUACGAAUGUAACGAGUGUCCAUUUAAAACUAGGUAUAGGAAUUGUUUAAAAAAACACGUAAAUGCAAUACAUUUAGAGGACGAAGAAGGCAAGUGGUACGAAUGUAAUGAGUGUCCAUUUAAAACUAGGGAUAAACAUUAUUUAAUGAAACACGUAAAUGCGCUACAUUUAGAGGACGAAGAAGCCAAUUGGUAUGAAUGUGAAGAGUGCUCAUUUAAAAGCAAACAUCAAUCUAAUUUAAGAAACCACAUAAAGCGUGUCCACUCCAGAUCGUAG